Molecule: messenger RNA, 1104 nt
Organism: Clavispora lusitaniae ATCC 42720
Lineage: Eukaryota; Fungi; Ascomycota; Pichiomycetes; Serinales; Metschnikowiaceae
Product: phosphopantothenate--cysteine ligase
Biological process (GO): coenzyme A biosynthetic process
Cellular component (GO): cytoplasm; nucleus
Molecular function (GO): phosphopantothenate--cysteine ligase activity
Source: RefSeq, a predicted model, not a curated record
AUGAUGUGUCGAACCGCACUCAUCAUACAAAACCACCCUACAUUUUCAAAAGCCAUGCCGCACUUAAGACUGCACCACAUGUUCCCCCACAAAAACUAUCAUACCGGCGACCCUGAUACCAAGUCGGCCAUCGACCGAGAUGCACCUGAUUUUCCAGUUGCGGCUGUAUCGGAUGAGGAUCGUUUCUUUCUGAGUCACGCUCCUCCAUCAUAUUUGCCUGAGCUUGAGUCGCAAAUCAAAGACUUUGUCGAGUUCCACCAGAAUAGUGGAAAGCGUAUUGUGUUGGUGACAUCGGGCGGUACCACAGUUCCAUUGGAAAAUAAUACCGUUCGUUUUAUUGAUAACUUUAGUGCCGGUACUAGAGGCGCCACUUCGGCCGAGUACUUUUUGGAAAACGGUUAUGCAGUGGUGUUCAUGCACCGAGAGUUUUCGCUUUUGCCUUACUCCCGCCAUUAUAGCCACACGACCAACUGCUUCUUGGAUUACAUGGUUGAGGAAGAUAAUAAGGUGACGAUUCGACCGCAAUUUGCCUCAGAGAUGCUUGUGGUCUUGCGCAAGUAUCAGGAGGCCCAACUGUCCAACUCGCUUUUGCUAGUGCCUUUCACCACAGUGAACCAGUACUUGUACACAUUGAAGUCUGUGCUGACAAUCUUGCAAGGCGUGGGAUCAAAGGCACUUUUCUACCUCGCGGCAGCAGUGUCCGAUUUCUUCUUGCCUUCAUCUCGUAUGCCCACGCACAAGAUUCAAGCCCAACCAAGUGGAAAAUUGGUCGUGGACUUGGAACAAGUACCCAAAUUUUUGCGCCGUCUUGUCGAUCUGUGGGCGCCACUGGCUAUGAUUGUAUCGUUUAAACUUGAAACGGACACAAAGCUUUUGACGAAAAAGGCUCGCCAAGCGUUGCAGCGUUAUCAACACCAGCUAGUCAUUGGAAACUUGUUGCAGACAAGGAAAUCCGAGGUGGUGAUUGUGACUCCAGAUGGUAACGAGGACUGGAUCCGCUUAACUCCUGAGCAGUUGGCCCAACAUGUGGAAAUUGAGAGUCUCAUAGUGCCGGCAGUCAUCCGUGCUCACGAUGAAUGGAGAGAUGGAUUAGAGCCUAAGUAA